AUGGACGAUUACCACAAUGGCAAGGAGAAGCACACGAGCGACGUCCAGGCGCCGGAUAUCCAAGAGGCCUUCAUCGCCGAAAAUGCCGACCAGCUUCAACGUCACCUCAACAAUCGCCAGAUCCAACUGAUUGCCAUCGGAGGUUCCAUUGGGACAGCGUUGUUUGUGAGCAUUGGAGGCGGUCUCUAUCGUGGCGGCGCUGCGAACCUGUUCUUGGCCUAUACAAUCCACAGCUUUGUGCUCGCCAUGGUCAACAACUGCAUCGCAGAGAUGAGCACGGCAUACCCGGUCAGUGGUGGCUUCAUCCGUCUAGCUGGCAAAUGGGUGGACGAUGCCCUCGGUUUCAUGUGCGGCUGGAACUUCUUCUUUUACGAAGCUCUCCUGAUCCCGUUCGAGAUUUCGGCCUUUACCCUCGUGGCGUCUUAUUGGAGUGACAAGCUCACCGAGCCUGGCCCGAUUGCUGGGGUCGUGGCCGGAUGUGUUAUUGCCUAUGCUUGCAUCAAUGUUCUCGCCGUCAGAGCAUACGGAGAAGCCGAGUUCUGGCUCUCUGGUGGAAAGGUCAUUUUGAUCUUUUCCCUCUUCUUCUUCACCUUUGUCACCAUGGUUGGUGGCAACCCACAAAACGAUGCCUAUGGCUUCAGAAACUGGAAGCACGGCGGGGCGUUCCGAGAAUACAUUCAUACGGGCGAUCUGGGUCGAUUCCAAGGGUUCCUCGGUGCCCUCACGUCUGCAGUCUUCACGAUCGUCGGUCCCGAGUACAUCUCCAUCGUCGCCGCCGAAGCAAUUCGCCCGCGCGUUUACAUCAAGGCCGCGUUCAAGAUGGUAUACAUCCGAUUCGGCAUCUUUUUCAUCGGCGGCGCUUUCUUUGUGGGCAUUGUUUGCGGCUCCCGAGACCCAGGUUUGGUGAAUGUCGUCGAAGGUGGAAGCGGCGUUGGCGCUGGAGCAUCGCCCUAUGUGAUUGCCAUGAAUAAUAUGGGAGUGCACAUUUUUCCACAUAUCGUCAACGCGUUGCUGUUGACUUCGAUAUUCUCGGCGGGUAACACGUACACGUACGCCGCCACGCGCACGCUCUACGGCCUGGCGCUCGAAGGACGAGCACCACGCAUCUUCUCGCGCUGCACGAAGAAGGGAGUACCGAUUUACAGCUUCUUCGUCGUCAUGAUUUUCCCCAUGCUCUCGUUCCUGCAGUGCUCGAGCAGUUCGUCUAUUGUGGUCACAUGGUUCGCCAACAUUGUGACUGGGGGAGGCCUCAUCGACUUCAUCAUCAUGACCAUCACCUACAUCCAGUUCUACCGCGCCUGCAAAGCCCAGGGCUUCGACCGUAAACGCCUCCCCUACACCGGCUACCUUCAGCCAUUCUGCGCCUACUUUGCCCUCGUUUGGCUGAUCCUCGUCACGGCGAUUUACGGCUACACGAGCUACACGCCGUGGGACACGUCCAACUUCUUCUCCAACUACAGCAUGCAACUCUUUAUCCCCUGGUUGUUUUUGAUCUGGAAGAUCAUCAAGAAGACCAGGUGGCUGCGACCCCACGAAGUCGACCUCGUGUGGGAGAGGCCUAUCAUCGACGCGUACGAGGAGACCUUUUUGGAUCCUCCCGUCGGUUUCUGGCGGGAGCUGGGACAGAUGGUCGGUCUGGGGAGGAUCAAGGGCGGAAACGACAAGCGGCGGCCGAGUGUGGUUCAGCCGACCGAGCCUACUGACAACGGGUUCAAGCACGCGUAG
This is a messenger RNA of Fonsecaea pedrosoi CBS 271.37, 1725 nucleotides long. RefSeq lists its product as uncharacterized. Lineage: Eukaryota; Fungi; Ascomycota; Eurotiomycetes; Chaetothyriales; Herpotrichiellaceae. Gene Ontology annotation, biological process: amino acid transmembrane transport. The transcript is spliced from 7 exons. Gene Ontology annotation, molecular function: amino acid transmembrane transporter activity. Gene Ontology annotation, cellular component: membrane. The coding region runs from base 1 to 1725 and encodes 574 amino acids. The record is from RefSeq and is a predicted model, not a curated record.